AUGGGGUUAAUGGACGAUGACAAGGAGUAUAUCGAUGGAAUUGGUGACGUAAGUGUGCUGGGAUCUGGAGCUUAUUUGAGGAAUUUGUUUACUAGAAUCCUGACCACAAACGCAAUGAGCAGGCCGAAAGAAGUUUGGGAAAAAACAUGGAGGAUUCUGAGUGAUGGAAUUAUGUACGAAAGGAGGAAAGCUCUUAAUAUUUCAGAUCUCCAAAUCGACGACGAUGAGCUGAUGAAUCUGUGCCUGAUUGAAAUUGAAAAGGAGCUGCAGUGCAAUGCCGGAUCUCUAAAAGAUUUCCCGUCUUUGCCGUAUCCUACUUUUGCGGAAAUUAUGAAUUUUGAGAAUAAGUUCGUUGCGGACGAGCUCAACUACAACAAGGAAGAGAUGAGAAAAAUUCAUGAGGAGUUGGUCCGUUCACUUACCGGCGAACAGAAGGCUGCGUAUAAGAAGGUGUUGGAUGUCGUCAUGUCUAAUAAGGGAGGUGGGAUAGCUUCUUUACUGUUGCCCGGAGGGAGAACUGCCCAUUCCAGAUUCUCAACACUCAUCUCAAUAAACGAAGUCUCCACGUGCAACCUUCGUCAGGGGUCGCCUAAAGCUGAAUUGCUCCAAAAGGUGGGCAACGGAACUGUUGACACCAUCGACGAGGAUGAGACCACGAUUGAGAUUCCGUCGGAUUUGUUGAUCGGACAGGGUCCUGAUCCUCUUCUUGAGUUGGUCAAUUUUGCUUAUCCGGACUUAGUGGCGAACUUGGAAAGCGAAUCGUGCUUCCAGGAAAGGGUGAUUCUCGCCCCUACACUCGAGAGCAUUGAGCACGUCAACAACUACAUCCUGUCAAAGCUUCCUGGUGUCGAGAGAGAGUACUUGAGCUACGAUACCCCGUGUAGGUCAGAUGAGGAUUCUGAGGUUCACGCGGAGUGGUUCACCUCUGAGUUUUUAAACGACGUUCAGUGCUCGGGAAUUCCAAACCACAGACUGAUAUUGAAAGAAGGGGUUCCGAUCAUGCUUCUACGAAACAUAGACCAAGCUGGAGGUCUGUGUAAUGGGACCCGGUUGAGGGUCACUCAUCUUACUCAGUAUAUAAUUGUUGCGACUGUUUUAUCAGGAAUCAGGCUGGGGAAAACUGAGUACAUUCCGAGGAUAACCUUAACGCCUUCUGACUCUGGUCUUCCAUUCAAGUUCUCUCGAAGGCAGUUUCCGGUGACUUUAUGCUUCGCGAUGACUAUAAACAAGUGUCAGGGCCAGUCCCUUUCUCAUGUCGGUUUGUACCUUCCGAGGCCUGUGUUUACUCAUGGACAGUUGUAUGUCGCUCUCUCAAGGGUGAAGUCUAGAAAAGGACUGAAGGUGCUCAUUGUUGUCGAGCAAGGGGUGGUUUCCACCUCCACGCGCAAUGUUGUGUACAAAGAAGUUUUUGAGAACGUGUGA
Messenger RNA from Lotus japonicus, 1422 nucleotides. RefSeq lists its product as uncharacterized. NCBI's taxonomy places the organism in Eukaryota, Viridiplantae, Streptophyta, Magnoliopsida, Fabales, Fabaceae. The coding region runs from base 1 to 1422 and encodes 473 amino acids. The transcript has 4 exons. Gene Ontology annotation, biological process: telomere maintenance; DNA repair. Gene Ontology annotation, molecular function: DNA helicase activity. The record is from RefSeq and is a predicted model, not a curated record.